AUGGACCACGAGAACCGCACGCAUGAGCGGCCGCCCUUAUCCAACGACGAGCUUGUGCGUGGCAUCAUCCAUUUGCACGUGCCCUCGGAGCGGCAGAUUGACGGGAUCCGCGUGCAUCUGCGUGCGACCAUCUCGCAGGCCAUUCUCGAGACGACGCAAUACAACCACACUCCUUCUUCGUACGAGAAUGCCACCUUCAUGGAGCGUGUUCUCGAGAUCGGCGUGCCUAUGCGCCUCAGCAAGCUCCAGCAUCAUCGCUCCAACAGCAUGCCGCGUCCGCGCAGUCCCUCUGUCACGCCAGGUGGUGGCGCGAGGCACGGCGACUCGAGCAACGACAUAUUCCGGAACAUGGUGCGCGGCGUCUCGCGCGGCCGACACACGCACCGGCCACCGUCGCAGACGGGCUCGCUGCUGCGUGGGCGGAGCCUCCUGCCCACCGAUGAGGGCGGCUACUCGCGCUCGCAGUCGCGCACGCGCACACCGGUUGACGAGGCGGGCUCCGGGUCCUCGACGCCUCACCGGCGCAGCAACGCGGACUGGUCCGCGGAGGACUUGCAGCAUCUGCACCGGCGCCUGGAGCAGCAGCAGAUCCACGAAGAGGAGGAUGAGCAGCGAGGCCGCACAGCGGAGCGCGGCACACGCUCCAACCAGUCGCUUAUGGAGAACAACUUUGAGGUGUUCCGCCAGGACGGCGAGGACGGCCUGUUUCUCGAGAAGGGCGUGCACAUGUUCGAGUUUGCCUUUAUCAUUCCCGCGGACGCUCCUCCAUACGACCGCAGUCCGUUUGGCAAGGUGCGCUACACGGUCAAAGUCACCGCGCUCGGCGCCGGGCGCGCGCGCAGCCAUGUGGAAGAGUGGCGCGACUUCUUUCCCAUGGUGAACCCCGCGCCGGAUGGCGGGGUGACCCCGCUCACGGUGCUGUUCAAUGACAUGCACGACACGGUCGGCAUGCUCUCUGUGGCGUGCACGUCGAACAACAUCUCUGUGGGGGGCCUCUUCAACAUUGACAUCCACAGUCCGUCGGCGCCCCCCGACCUGCUGGUGUAUAUGGUGCGGAUCUCGCUGCACACGACUAUUGAGCUCUUCACGAAGCGCAAGGGGCGUCAGGUAACGCCCGUGCAGAAGCGCAAGCUCUUUGAGAAGGGAUGUGUGGCGCCGCAAGACAGGGCCCUGAGCGACGAGGCGGAUCGUCUACCGGGCUACAUCCACUAUGCAGGCAGCACGUCGGCGUGGACGGUGCAGGGCGUGGCACGCAUUCCCGACGACAACGCGAUCCGGCCCAGCACCAUGCCCGGGACGCGCUCGCCCCUGCGCUUCCACCACGUGCUUGUCGUCGAGGUCGUGCACAGUCGCUCUGACCCUGCUGUGCCGGAUGCUCUCACGCCCGAGGGGCGGCGCAAGCUCAAGGUAUUUACGUUGCGCCAGAGCAUUGUGAUUCCCUCUUGCUGCUGUGCGCUCGAUGCCGUGACGCUGCCGCCUUACAGUGCGACGCCCACGUCCUCGACCGUGCCGCAGCUCAAGCACCUGACCGGCACCACAUGGGAGCAAAUUGUGAUGGCGAACCAGGACCGCGGCGAGUCGCACAACAUGUAA
This is a messenger RNA of Malassezia sympodialis ATCC 42132, 1593 nucleotides long. RefSeq lists its product as uncharacterized. The transcript is spliced from 2 exons. The record is from RefSeq and is a predicted model, not a curated record. NCBI's taxonomy places the organism in Eukaryota, Fungi, Basidiomycota, Malasseziomycetes, Malasseziales, Malasseziaceae. The coding region runs from base 1 to 1593 and encodes 530 amino acids.